AUGGUUUCCAAGACGCCAAAGGCAUUCGCCGCAUGCUCGAGCAAUAACGUCCUGAGCCUCUUUGCCGUCCCCGCACACCACACAUCGAUAACGUCACCACCCAGACCACGUCCACCGCCGUCCAUCCCCGCCCUGAAGCAAACAAACUCUCGAUGCUACGCGACGGUUGACCGCAACGACGCCCCCCGCCCCCCGAACGAUUCCGCAAAAACGGCAAAGGGUCCCGGCAAGCCCGGCAGCCCUCCCUCCUGGCCGGCCUGCGCGAACCCCACCCCCUACGACAUCUUCGACAUCGACAAGGCCGCCCCCUACACAAAGUCCCGCUUCGCCGAGCUCGUGAAGCAGUACCACCCGGACAAGCACCACGCCUCCGCCCUCGACUCGCUCCCCGCCCACACCCGCCUCGAGCGCUACCGCCUCGUCGUCCUCGCCAACGAGAUCCUCAGCUCCCCCGACAAGCGCCGCGCCUACGACGCCUUCGGCGCCCACUGGCAGAUCCCCGGCGCCGCCGACGGCCUCGCUGGUGACCCCCGCGACAUCCACGAGGUCUACCGCGAGACCGACAAGGCGUGGCGCCGCGCCGGCGGCAACCCCUCCGCCAACGCCACCUGGGAGGACUGGGAGCGCUGGCACCACCGCCGCGCCAACGGUGGCGCCGACCGCCAGGCCCCACUGUACAUGUCCAACGCGAGCUUCGCCGCCCUCGUCAUUGCCGCUCUCGCCGUCGGCACUGUCGCCCAGACGACGCGCAUGGAGAACUCGUCGGCCCACAUCCUCGAGAAGAAGGACGCCCAUGAGGCCCACAUCGCCGAGGCCUUGCGGAGGCAGGGCGAGGCCACGGCCGGCAAGGGGCGGGAGGAGCGCAUCGAGCGGUUCCUGCGGGAGAGGGAGAAUAUCAAUUUCGGCUUCAUGCCAGCCAAGCUGGACGUGCGGCCAGCGCCGAGCGCAAAGUAG
This is a messenger RNA of Colletotrichum graminicola M1.001, 954 nucleotides long. Its product is annotated as DnaJ domain-containing protein. NCBI's taxonomy places the organism in Eukaryota, Fungi, Ascomycota, Sordariomycetes, Glomerellales, Glomerellaceae. The transcript has a single exon. Bases 1 to 954 code for a protein of 317 amino acids. The record is from RefSeq and is a predicted model, not a curated record.